UCGAAGAAAAGUUUUAACACGUGGUAAAAGGAAAGAGAAGAAGAAAAAGGAGGAAGAAGAAGAAGAAGAAGAAGAAGAAAAACGAAGGAAAAGAUUUUCCAUGAACGAUUCGUAAUAAAGAAGAAAAUAAAAUAGUGUUGUUGUACAAAAUAAGGGAGGAACGGAAUUUGAAUAGCCGCCGCCGUGUGCUCGGUUGGAUCGCGAUCAGAAGGGCGCCUUGCGUUUAUCCGAUCCUCUCAUCCUCUUACAGUGAAGAGGGAGUUGUCAUUCAUACGCGAAGGAUUGGGGAAAAAACGAAAGAGAAAGAGGAAAGGAUUUUUUUUUAACAGUUGGAGCUCGUGUAGCAUCGUGAAGAAAGAACACGCGGGAGAGGAGUAAUACCAAAGUUCAUUUUCUUUUCGUGUUAUUUUCUAUUAAAAAAGGAUAAAGAAAGAUACUCGUGCUUUGUGUAUUCUGUUUUGGAUUUAAUAGAAAAAAAAAUAAGUGGUGUUUGUGUCACGAUUGACACGCGAAAGAGAAGAAAAGAGAAAGAGAGAGGGAGAGGGAGAGAGAGAGUGGGGGGUAAUAGUGAGAAGAAAAGUGCGGCAAGUCCCCCCCCUCCAAAGAAUAGAACAAGAACAACACAUAUAAGGUUUCUCUGCAAAUUCCGAAAUGGCUCCUCGACACCUGUGGCUAGAAACAACUCUCAUCUUUAUCCUCGUAGCAGGUGCGAGGUGCCUGCGGAACGUCAGCUUGGAAGUGGUUCCGGAGGCGGUGCAACGUGGUCAGGAGGUGAUUCUACGUUGCCAUUAUGAUCUCGAGAGGGUGCCCCUUUACUCUGUCAAGUGGUACCGCGGUAGGUACGAGUUCUACCGAUAUUCACCGAACGAGGAACAGACCAACAAGAUCUUUAAUAUCACUGGAAUACACGUUGAUGCUGGUAAGUCCAACAACAACGAGGUAACGCUGCACAACGUUGACUUCGCCCUCUCGGGUACGUUCAGCUGCGAAGUUACAGCAGACGCGCCGACCUUCUUCACAGCCUCCGCCUCGAAGAAUCUUACCGUAGUGUCUUUACCCGAAGGCAAACCCUUGAUCGUAUCUGAUCGUGAACGUUACGAUCCUGGAGAUAUUCUGCGAGCAAAUUGUAGUUUACCGGCAUCGAGGCCAAGCGCUCAUCUGUCAUUCACACUCAAUAACAUACCGGUGGCAGCGAUCUCGAAGAAUCAGGAGGAACACGAACAGCAGAAACGAGAUCAUCGUAGAGAGGGCACUGGAGUUUCCAGCGAGCAGCAGCAGCAGCAGCAGCAGCAUCAGCAUCAGCAACAACAGUGGAUCGCCCUCAGUCUACCACUUCAACUAUUUUACUAUACGAACGGCCAGUUGAAUCUACGUUGUACCGCACAAAUCCCUGGAAUAUAUUCGUCCGCGAAUGAGAUACAAUUGGGCACUGGGUUACGUGAACCUGUACCUGAAAGAGUAACCUCUGAGAACGGAUGCAAUUCUCACAGUGCUGUCUGCCUGACGAUCCUUCUCCUUCUGUGUAUGGUUCAACUGCUCUUAAGAUAGUCACGGCACGCCUGAGAUCAUGAAAAGGGGAGUAGUUCAGGAGCGUCGCAGGACGAACGGCACACUAGUCACGAAGCAAACAGGAAGGAAGAGAACUCUGAGGAGCCGAUUCUUCUUCGAAAGAAAUAAAGAAAAGGAGAAAGGAAAUAACGAGACAAAUAAUAUUGUCCGAUCGCUAUGAAUAUAUUUAUCUCUUUUUAAUGUA
This is a messenger RNA of Vespa mandarinia (Asian giant hornet), 1753 nucleotides long. RefSeq lists its product as uncharacterized. The record is from RefSeq and is a predicted model, not a curated record. Lineage: Eukaryota; Metazoa; Arthropoda; Insecta; Hymenoptera; Vespidae.